This is a messenger RNA of Dracunculus medinensis (Guinea worm), 984 nucleotides long. NCBI's taxonomy places the organism in Eukaryota, Metazoa, Nematoda, Chromadorea, Rhabditida, Dracunculidae. The record is from the annotation of a GenBank genome assembly.
UUGGUACUAAGUAGUAAAUUACACAUUAGUAUAAAAUCCGAUCAAUGGCCAAUUGUUUAUCAUCAUUUUUACAACAUUUCAUUUUUUGGUAUCGAAAAAUUACAUCCAUUCGAUUCACAAAAAUGGGGACGUGUUUAUGCUAAACUUAUCGAAUCAGGAAUGAUUAGAGAGGAUCAAUUCGUUUUAGCAUCUGAGGCAACUUAUAAUGAUUUGCGUGUCGCUCAUGCUGCGUGUUAUUUAAAUUCGUUGAAUUGCUCUUUCAAUGUUGCACGUUGCGUGGAAGUCUUUUUUGUUGCAUUUUUACCAUCAUGUAUUGUCGAUCGUUAUCUUCUUCGAUCUUUUAGAUAUCAAACAGGUGGUUCUAUUAUGGCAGCUAAAUUAGCUUUGGAGCGUAAUUGGGCAAUAAAUGUUGGUGGUGGAUUUCAUCAUGCUAGUCGAACUCGUGGUGGAGGAUUUUGUGUCUAUGCUGAUAUAACAUUGGCUCUUAAAUUUUUAUUUCUUAAACAUCUUAUCAAGCGAGCAAUGAUCGUCGAUUUAGAUGCUCAUCAGGGCAAUGGUCACGAACGCGAUUUUUCUGGCGAUCGACGAGUUUACAUAUUCGACAUGUUUAAUUGUCAAAUUUAUCCGAAUGAUAAAAUUGCGCGAGAAGCGAUCACUCGACCUGUACCAUUACUUAUCGGAACUUCGGAUGGUGAAUAUAUCCAGCAACUAUUGGAUAAUCUUAAUAAUGCUUUACUUGAAUUUACUGCUGACAUUAUCAUUUAUAAUGCCGGCACAGACUGUCUUGAUGGUGAUGCACUUGGUUUAUUGUCGCUUUCAGCGAAGGCAGUAAUCAAGCGUGAUGAAAUUGUUUUUGGAUUGGCUAGGCAACAUCAUAUUCCUAUUGUAAUGUUGACGAGUGGCGGCUACAUGCGAAAUAGUUAUGAAGUAAUUGCUAGAUCAAUUCUUAAUUUACACGAGAAAAGACUCAUUACUUGUCCUUGA